GUCAUGGUGUGGCUUCCGGGGGGUGCCUUCCAGACUGGCUCAGCCUCCAUCUUCGAUGGGUCCGCCCUCGCUGCCUACGAGGAUGUGCUGGUUGUGACUACCCAGUACCGGCUAGGAAUGUUUGGCUUCUUCAACACAGGGGACAAGCACGCGCCGGGGAACUGGGCCUUCAUGGACCAGCUGGCCGCCCUGACCUGGGUCCAGGAGAACAUCGAGUUCUUUGGUGGGGACCCACGCUCCGUGACCAUCUUCGGCGAGUCGGCGGGAGCCAUAAGUGUGUCCAGCCUUAUCCUGUCCCCGCUGGCCCAGGACUUGUUCCACAAAGCCAUCAUGGAGAGCGGGGUGGCCAUCCUCCCCUACCUGAAGGCCCCGGAGGAAAAGCGGAAUGAGGAUUUGCAGAUGAUUGCAAAUAUCUGCGGCUGCAGAGCGGACAACUCCGAGGCCCUGCUGCGGUGCCUGAGGGCAAAGUCCUCCCAGGAGCUGCUGGGCAUCGGCCAGGUCGCCAAGUCUUUCACGCGAAUGGUUGAUGGUUUUUUCUUUCCUGACGAGCCUCUAGAACUGCUGAUUAAAAAAACGUUCCGCUCAGUUCCUUCUAUCAUCGGGGUCAAUAACCACGAGUGUGGCUUCCUGCUGCCCAUG
Messenger RNA from Myotis lucifugus (little brown bat), 639 nucleotides. RefSeq names its product carboxylesterase 5A-like. The record is from RefSeq and is a predicted model, not a curated record. The transcript is spliced from 5 exons. NCBI's taxonomy places the organism in Eukaryota, Metazoa, Chordata, Mammalia, Chiroptera, Vespertilionidae. The annotation marks the transcript as partial.